AUGGUGUUCUAUCUUCUUGACAAUGGAGCUAGUUUAGAUAUAAAGGACGAUGCAGGCAAUCUACCAAUCGACUAUGCUAAGGACCACGUGAUCAAUCAGAUGAUCUUGCUAAGGUCACCUAUAGAGGAUAUUGUAUAUUCAAAAGAUGCACCACCAAGUACUAGUAAUCUUUCCGUUGAAGUCAAGUCAUCUAACAACCAAAAAGUUGAUCUAGGAUACCAUGACGUGUCAAUCUUUAUCCCUCCUGGCGCUGUUCUCCAUGAUGACAAGGGCGAGAUCACACUUACAGUCUUACGAGAGCUACCCGGUUUCGACCUUCACGAAGAUGAAUCAGUUGCCUGCUAUGGAAUCAGAUGUGAUCCUCCACAUAUGGUCUUCCAGUAUCCUGUUGAAAUUAAAAUACCACACUCUUCAGUGGUCAUUAAUCCAGAUCAAGUGAAACCAGACAUCGUUUCUCGUGUAUGGGACUCGGUCAAUGAUCUACCAAGAACUUCAAGACAGAGAUCAUCCAACUCAUCGGACGAGCCACCAUUCUGCAGAAUAUACGAAAGGCAUCUAGAGCUCUACAUCACCCACUGUGCUGAGUGGUGGGUUCUUAUUCCUCUUGAACAACAGGUGAUCCGACAGAAACUUAUGUGCACUCCAUACAUCCCAGAUAAGAUAGAGAAGGGUCAAGAAUUUUCAAUAAAUCUCCAGAUGUAUAACGAUCUUCCUGGGACCGAACGGAUUUUACGAGAGGAGGCGAAGCAACAAUUUUACCACAGAUGUCACUGCUCAGUUCCUUUCAGCAUUGAACCCAGGUCUGGUGACGUCACGAUCACGUGCCAACGUGAUGGAGAAGAAAUCGAAAGCCAGGUCCUCUCUGUGAGGGAUCUUCAAACCAAGAUGAAACAGUGUGUUACACUAUACGUACCUCCAUGUGCAGAUGAUGUUGACUUUACAGUGAUUACAAUAACAAUUGCACAGUCUGGAAAGCACGGGAUAUCACGAUCUAUUGCUUUUGUCCCAAGAUACAUAGAUGGACCAGAGUGGCCAUCUCCAUCUGCAGACAUAAACUUCAAUCGGACGUUAGAAAAAGUCCAGAAAAGUGACUUGCAGUCGGACAUUGAUGUCCUUACAAUAGCCCAAUCAAUGGAUGUAAAUCAGUUCUAUGACAUAGGCGUAGCUCUUGGUUUCACCAUUGCUGAACUGGAUCGCAUAGAGUACAGGAGAUUCAAGGACAGACAACAAGCCACCUAUGACAUGCUCGUGGCAUGGAGAGGGAGACAAGAAUCUAUCGUAGCAGCAAAGAACACACUCAUCACAUUCAUGGAAUCUUUCCAAUCAUCAGCAACUGAUAUAUCUAUUUCAGACAUUGGACCGAAUGAAGAGAUUCCUGAUAGUAUGUUGUUACAAGUUGCCCGUUGCAUCAGCAAAGAAAAGUUUUAUGAGAUUGGCAAUCAACUGGGAUUUGACAGGACAGAAUUACAGCACAUCGAACAACGAUCGUUGUACAAUAGAAAGGAUGCUAACAUCCAAAUGCUCUCGAUUUGGAAGGCAUCCCAAACAUCAAUGGAUAAAGGAGAGGAGAAACUGCACAUGGUCUGGAAAUCUGUUACCGAAACGUCUCAAGCGACUUGCACGAAUGAUGCUGAGGAUGAAAAAGAGGAAACUGAUGGUGAGACCCCUCUGAAGCCGGAAGAGAAUCACAACCCAUCACCUCAACAAGGAUCAGAACUAGAUGAAGACAAAUACCAUGAAGAAUGGAAGAUCAUCGAAUACACAGAGUCAGACCAAGAUGGAACUGUUGAAGACAUCGACGUGCUUGGGGGUUCACCGAGUAAUGGCGAACUGUGUGGAGCCGUUCGCCUGGUUGGAAAUCUCAAUACGGCUUUGGACCUCAGUAGAGCUCUCCGUGUCGACGACGACAUUAUAGGUCUUAUAGCUCCUUCCAACCCUGCACUAAUGGAAAGACUAGCAUGGCAACUCAUCAACCAAUGGUAUAGACGUUUAGGAAAACAGGAGAAGGAAGAGAAGUUGGCUAGGCUUCUGCAAGGAUAUCACAUCGAAGAAACUCAAACAGAUAUUUCUGAAAUCUCCAAAAAGAUUCACACGAAUCCAGACCUCCUACACCUCUCACAGUGGCUGGGUCUAUCAGCUUCCGAAAUUCUGAAGGUGAUGGCGUCAUGUCUGUCCUUGGAACCUGCCAUGAUACGUCAGGUUGCUCUACAGAUUCUUCAGAAAUGGACAAAACAAGGAGGAACAAGACUGAGGUUGCUUGAAAUUGCUAGAGCUUUUCAUUUUAACGAUGCUGCAGAGCAGAUAGCCACAGCAAUUUCACAACAUCCAGGCUUCCCGGAUCCGUUUUCACAUGCCACCAUUGAUCACAAUGGUGGAGAGUUGAAGCUUCAUGACCUUGGAAUCAGAGUAUCCAUUCCUUCGGGUGCGAUCUCAAAAGGAAUGAGAUCAAUUGCUACUCUAUGUGUCCCUAGGAGUAAUUCAUUUAACAUUCCCCUGGAUAAUGGAGAGGUUCUCGUGACACACAUCAUCCGAUGUUCCUUCUCGCAAGAGCUUCGUAAACCCGCGGCUGUGACGCUUCCACACUGCAUCCUCUCAGAUCGAUAUCAACAGAAGAAGGAAGACUUGUGUUUGAAGUUAUAUACCAAACUAGGACAAGGACAAUUUGGUUGCAGGACUAUUGAAUCAUCGAAAGGUUUUGAGAUCUCAGAAGACAGGAUUACAUUCUCGACACGUCAUCUUGAGUACUUCGCUUUGUCUUCGAAUGAUGUCCGAGGAAUUCAUUUCAUCUGUGAGGUGUCACAACCUCUCUUCAAGUGCAACACUCCACAGCCCACUCUACGAAUCCGCAUAGCACAUCCUUACAACAAAGACUCUGCAGUUCAAGUUGGUCCCUUACUCUCAGGAGGAUGUAUUACAGCACACUUCAAUCUACAGCCCUCUAGCGGCCAGAAAAGUGUCAGUGUCAGCAUUCAGCAGGGUUCAUCCACACAGGCAGAACAAGAAAUACACAUUUCUAGUGAAGUGGAACCUAAUUACGAACAGCCUCACAGAAGAGGCAGAAUACGGUUUGUUUCAAACUACAUGCUACGAAUGCUUUCAGGUAUAGACUGUGAAAUAAAGGAUGCGCGUGAGCUUGGCUACAAACUAGGUUUCUCCAAUUCGAUGGUCAGCAGGUACCUUUCCAGAGCAGACUCCUCGGCCAGCAGUGUCUCAGGAUCAGGUCUUAAAGAGAUGCUUCAAGACUGGAGAAGGCGUGUACGACCUAGUGAGCAGGUUAAUGAACUUCGCCUUGCUUUAGAGGCCGCGGGAUUGAGACGUGAAUCGGAAGUUAUCUUUCAAGAAAAUUGA
Molecule: messenger RNA, 3348 nt
Organism: Lytechinus variegatus (green sea urchin)
Lineage: Eukaryota; Metazoa; Echinodermata; Echinoidea; Temnopleuroida; Toxopneustidae
Exons: 18
Coding region: 1-3348 (1115 amino acids)
Biological process (GO): netrin-activated signaling pathway
Cellular component (GO): membrane
Molecular function (GO): protein binding; netrin receptor activity
Source: RefSeq, a predicted model, not a curated record